This is a messenger RNA of Etheostoma cragini (Arkansas darter), 2140 nucleotides long. Its product is annotated as heme-binding protein 1-like. The coding region runs from base 469 to 1044 and encodes 191 amino acids. The record is from RefSeq and is a predicted model, not a curated record. The transcript has 4 exons. Lineage: Eukaryota; Metazoa; Chordata; Actinopteri; Perciformes; Percidae.
GAACUCAUCUGGGGUUAAUAAGCCAUGAACAUGCCAGCUUGAUGCCCCCACUUCAAGUGGAUUUAAACGUCUCUGUGUGAAAGAUGGGGAUCUAUGGGUGAGCGUCAAUGGAGGAGGGCGGGGACACUCCACCCGUCAGAGUGAAGGCUGAUUUGUUCAUUCCUAUAGGUUCUGCAAAUGAGAGAGCAACUUCUGUCUCUGGAAGGAAAAGCAUCUGUUGAGAGGUCUGCGCUCACUGCAACUAGGCGCGCUCUUCUCCGGGGGAGCAUUUCAUUUGCGCGUCGGAGUAUCUUGAUACUCGUACCUGUUGUUCAGCAAGGUUUUUCUGUUUUGUUUUUUUACGAGUUGGACAAGAGGUGCAGUCAGAGAGAAAAUUAUCUACGGAAAAGCACACAGACAGGAAAGGGAGGACAAACAACAGAAGCAAAGGAGUGGAGAGAGGAGAGGUGACCUGGCCGAAGCAGCGACAUGUUUGGCAUGAUCAAGAACUCGCUCUUCGGAAACACCGAGGAGACGGAAUAUAAAAUCCUCAGCAGCGAGACGAAGGAUGGAGUUGGCUUUGAGGUGCGGCGGUAUGAUGCUGCCAAAUACGCUGUUGUCUCCUCUGAGGGACGAAGCUUUGACCAAGUGUCAGGGGAGCUUGUGAGGAAGCUGCUCAUGUACAUUGGUGGGAGCAACGAAGAAGGUGAAGCCAUGGGUACAGCAGCUCCCAUCAUCUUCACAGUGUACCCACGGAAUGAUGGGGUUCUGUCUCGCCGUUUGGUGGUGGCCAUCCGCAUCCCCACCAACUACCAGCAGGGCCCCCCGACUCCCACCGACAGUGCCAUCAAAGUCGAGGAGCGGCCCGGCAUGACUGUCUACGCUCUGCAGUUUGGAGGCUUUGCAGCAGAGACAGAGUACCGAGCAGAGGCCUUGCGUUUGACGCGUACCCUGGGUGAGACGGCCCCCUUUCAGCGCAAGCAGUACUUCUGCUGUAGCUACGACCCACCACUCAAGCCUUACGGACGCCGCAAUGAGGUGUGGUUUCUACAGGAGGAGCCGUAAGAGCCAAUCGAUCAGAUCUGAGCCCAAUCUGAGUCCUUUAAUCAAACGUAUUUACCCCUUUAGUACUGACCAUCCUGUAGCUCUAACAGUUUUUGAUUGGUAAGAGCAAUAUGGUGACUUGAUAGACGUUUGAAAACCCAAACGGACUGAUAGAGAUUACCCAUGUUGCCUCCACCCAUCCGAUCUUCUGCUUGUCACAGGUGCAGUUGCUACACCCAAGUUAGGCGUUCAAGCAAUGGGUCAAUUUAGAACUCAGCGCAGCACUUUCUCAUUUCAUUUUCAAUUCCAAUUUAAAGUUGAAGCUCUGAAACGACACAGGAUGAGAGAGAUUAAAAGCUUCUAGACAAAUAUAGUGUUAAGAAGUAAAAGUAGUUCUUGGAGUCCCACGUAAUAAAGGUCUACAUCCCUGUUGUCACUGCACUGUGACGGAGUUCAGUUCUCUACGCCAAGGAAAAAUAGAUCCUAAAGAAAUACCUUUAUAUCAACUGGUAUGCCACCGCCAUUGGUUUACAGGUGUAAAACAGAAAGUCAUCUAAGUACUGAGUGAAUUAUCUAAUAUAAUCUGUAUUAAAAUACAACUGAAUUACAUGUUUGUCCUAAACAUUUGUCAAUAAAGUUGCUGUAGAGCUCCCUGAAGAACACAGUUAGGCUUUGCACGUUUUAUCUAGUUUUUAAUCUUGUGACGGCUACGGAGAAAUGUAUAAAAUUAACAUUAGUUACAUGGUAGUAAAAAGCACACUUCCUUUUCCCAGAGUAAGGAACUGGAAAAUAACUGGAGUUGAGCCAUAAAGUAGAACUAGUCUUCAUUCAUUAAUGGUUGGACAGCUGUGACUGGAAUGACCUAGCUAGCUAUAAGUGUUGUUAUAAACUCUGUGAUAAUUUGUUGAUCCAGGGAGCAUGUGUAUGAAUAUGUCAUGUAUGUAAUGUUAUGUAGUGAAUAUUUGGUGUUUUAAUGCAUGACUAUGCCAUCUUUACUUAUCCAGACUCUUGAAACUGUUAUGCGAUACAUCUGUACUGUGAUUUCCAGUUCUGAGUGAAUAUAAUGUUUAGGUUUCAUAACAUAAUAAAUAUAUUAAUUCAGAAAGAGUGAACAUAA